Pelagomonas calceolata is the source of this 1276-nucleotide messenger RNA. Lineage: Eukaryota; Pelagophyceae; Pelagomonadales; Pelagomonadaceae. The record is from the annotation of a GenBank genome assembly.
GUACCUUUAUACCUCGGUGGCAGCAGAGGACCGGAAAAUCGAUCAGCGGGCGAUCGGCGCUGCUGUGCCCCAAAAACGCAAAGCAGCGACGGAAACGCCGCAAUGGACCAAGAUGAAGGCAGCAGCAGCGCCGCCGAGGCUGCCCAGCAAUUAGUAGAAGUGCUGCUGCCCAUGGACGCGACGCCGACGCUCGCCGCGCACGUCGAGCCGCACGCGGCCUUCGUCACCUCUGUCUCGGAGCGCGCCGACGUCAUACUAAGUUCCGCGCUCUUCCGCGAGCUCUCGCAACGGUUCGAGAAGCUGACUCCCCUGCAGCGCUUCUCACUCCACCUUUCAUUAUUGAAGCACGCCCCUUCAGAAUUCCGGCGUCGUCUCGAGGAUUCCCCUGAUGAGUGGCUCGCCGCCGUCGCGCCUUGUGUAGCUGUUGUUGUGUAUUUGCGGCGAGGCGCGGCGAUCGCGCACGCAUCAUCUUCAGAUGAUUUACUGGAGGUCCUUGACGACGCCGAGCUCGCGCAGUCUCGACAAGACGACGCCGCGACUUUCGCCGCGUCGCUCUACUGCGUCUGUCUUGGUUUGGAGUGGCUAGGCCGCACCGCGUACGACGAGCGGAUCGCGAAUGGAGUCAAACGAGACGGCAAGAUACUAUUGGGCUACGACGAGGACCUGACGGCGUCCGAAUCAUGUGUAUACGACUUCGCCCACGUUAUUGGGGGAGAGGGCUUCGCGCUGACGAGAGCGGAAAUCAGGACGCCCUACGUCGUCGUGCACGUGACGCAGUGUCUUCAGAAAAUCGGUGUGUCGUGGGAGGCGGUCAUCGCCCACUCUCACGUCUUGGCGGCGGAGGUGAAGCGCGUCAAGAGCGAGGUGCACACCACCACCCCAGGUUUAAAAGCGGCAGAAGCGCGCGCGCGCGCGUGGCCCGCGCGGGACGUCACGCAUCUACAAUUUGAGAUUGCCGAGGCGCCCCGUGACGGUUUCGCGGCCCUGGCGUGCACGGCCAAGCUCUCGCUCGAGGACGCGCUGGCGACGAAAACCGCUGACGACCCGCUCGCGCCGGUGCACGUCAAGCACGUGGUGGACGGGCGGCGGAAGUGCCACCUCCGGAGCUGUGAUAUUCUGGAGUCCGACGCGGCGAAAUUCCUACGGUGCGCGCGCUGCAAGGACGCGCACUACUGCUCGAGGGCGUGCCAGGAGGACGACUGGCGGCGCCUGCACCACAAGCGGACGUGCGGUAGGUGUCCCCCGUCCGUUGAUAAGUAGCUUUUUGUUGUUUUCU